Molecule: messenger RNA, 1151 nt
Organism: Brassica oleracea var. oleracea
Lineage: Eukaryota; Viridiplantae; Streptophyta; Magnoliopsida; Brassicales; Brassicaceae
Product: zinc finger protein CONSTANS-LIKE 4
Exons: 2
Biological process (GO): regulation of photoperiodism, flowering; regulation of flower development
Cellular component (GO): nucleus
Molecular function (GO): protein binding
Source: RefSeq, a predicted model, not a curated record
CAAAUAGAGAGAGAGAGAGAUAGCAGAGAGAAGAGAAAAGAGAAAAGUAGAGAGAGAGAGAAAUGGCGUCUAAGCUCUGCGACUCAUGCAAAUCGGCGACGGCGGCGUUGUACUGCCGUCCAGACGCGGCGUUUCUAUGCCUCAGCUGCGACUCGAAGGUCCACGCGGCGAACAAGCUCGCGUCGAGACACGCGCGCGUGUGGAUGUGCGAAGUGUGCGAGCAAGCGCCAGCCCACGUCACGUGCAAGGCGGACGCGGCUGCUCUCUGCGUCACGUGCGACCGAGACAUCCACUCCGCCAACCCCUUGGCGCGCCGCCACGCACGCCGCCGUGAACUUUCUCGACGACUGUUACUUCUCCGAUCUAGACGGGAACGCUAGCCGCGAGGAAGAGGACGAGGCUGCUUCGUGGCUGCUUCCGAAUCCGAAGACGAAGACGGCGCUGGCUGCGGCGGCUGAGGCGGUGCCGGGAGAUAGCCCGGAGAUGAACACGGGUCAGCAGUACCUGUUCCCGGAUCUGGAUCUAGAUUGCGGGACUUUUGAUCCUAAGGUGGAGUCGCAGGAGCAGAACAGCUCCGGCACCGACGGCGUAGUUCCGGUGGAGAAUCGAACGGUUAAGGUAGCGGCGGUGAACGAGAACUGCUACGAACUUGACUUCACCGGAGGAUCCAAAGGCUUGACUUACGGUUACAACUCCAUCAGCCACAGCGUAUCGUCAUCCUCAUUGGAAGUGGGAGUGGUGCCAGAUGGCGGCUCUGUGGCCGACGUUUCAUACCCUUACGGUGGUGCUGCAACCAGUGUAACCGAUCCGGGAACUCAGAGGGCAGUGCCGCUAACGGCAGCGGAGAGAGAGGCGAGAGUAAUGAGGUACAGAGAGAAGAGGAAGAACAGGAAGUUCGAGAAGACAAUAAGGUAUGCUUCGAGGAAAGCGUAUGCGGAGAUGAGGCCGAGGAUCAAGGGAAGGUUUGCGAAGCGGACGGAUACGAGUGAGAGCAACGACGUGGUUGUUGGUCAUGGCGGUAUAUUUAGCGGGUUUGGACUUGUACCUACAUUUUAGAGAUUGCUGUGAGAGAGAGAUUCUCUUUUAAUAUGUGGGUUUUGUUUGGUGUCGUUUUAGUAAUAAUGUUUUUAACAAACUUUUGUCUUUUAAGA